GUUGAUGCCAGGUUCCGUCUCGCACCUUACAGUGUGGCUGGAGCUCCGUGGAAACCUUAUUUUUGUACAAACCCACGUGAAUCAACCACAUUCUAUACUUAUGUAAUGCCUAUGAUAAGAGUAAGCAAUUUCAUUAAAACUAUUGACGGGAACGUCAUAACUACCAAUUUUGUAAUUCGUUUCAUUUUUAAGCUCCAAUUGAUUACAUGUUGGUUAUUAAAGCCGAUACCAAGACGUCGCAUUGGCUGCAGUACCGUCAUCCGAAUUGCACUGGAUGUGAAGGUAAUAAUGAAACUCCGAAGAUGACGAUGGUAUAUCUCAAGAGAAUGCCAAUGAUUUGGCUUACGUAAAAUGGAACGAAGACGAUAUGGCAGUCGAAGACAGAGAAAAAAACAACGAACAUGGUUAAAGAAAUGUAAAGAAUACAUUAGACAGCUGGUAGCAUUCUUAUUCAGUAACGUUGGAAUCAUUGGAUUAGUGGUAGGAUAUACAAUAGCAGGAUCGUUCAUAUUUAUGACUAUAGAAGGAAGACAUGUGCAGAAGAUGAAGCUUGAAGUACUAGGAAACAGAUCACUGUAUGCGCAGAAGUUGUGGAAUAUAACCAUGCAACUUAAUGCCAAAGUGAUGACUAAGGAAGAGUUUCAUAGAAGGAUAACAGAGGAGUUGUUUCAAUACCAGAGGAUAGUAGUGAAUUUCACACGAAGAGGUUACGACGGGACUGACGAACUUAAUUGCACUGCUCAAUGGAGCUUUGCAGGAGCAUUCCUUUAUUCUCUCACUGUUAUAACCACUAUUGGUUAUGGCAAUAUCUUUCCACACACCCCUGUUGGUAAGAUCACGACUAUAGUAUAUGCCAUUGUAGGGAUGCCAUUAUUCUUGCUGUAUUUAAGCAAUAUUGGAGACAUCAUGGCGCGAUCUUUCAAGUGGAUUUAUGCCAAUUGCUGCCUUUGCAGGUGGUGUCCAGGUGUUGCAAAAAGAAGAGCUAUGAGACGUAUUCGACGGGAGCAGAAAAUGAGCCAAGCAGUAGGAAGUGAUGAGGAAGGUGGGAGUAGUAGUAAAACUUCUAGUGAUGUAAACAUUCCAGUUCCAGACUCAGGACCAAGAGAUUCCAUGGUUAGUGAUAAUUUGACUGCCUACACAGAAGAAUCAUACGAUGUACAGACUGUUACCGUACCUCUGACUAUAUGCUUGAUGAUUAUGGUUGGGUACAUUUGCGGAGGAGCCUUGCUGUUCUGCAAAUGGGAGAACCAUUGGACCUUCUUGGAUGCUUCUUACUUCUCCUUCAUCUCCUUAAGCACCAUCGGCUUCGGUGACUUAGUCCCAGGAGAUAAAAUAUACGGAAGAGGCAUUGACUUCUACAGCGAAGUGCUGGAACUCAGCUUCGUCUUCUGCUCCAUAUACCUUAUGCUUGGUAUGGCGUUGAUUGCUAUGUGCUUCAAUCUUAUGCAGGGGCUCAGGACACUUUUGGAGCAUGGCCUCAGUUUAGAUUUGGAUCCCAGGAAAAAUUGUUGGUUCCGAUUGAGAAUCCUUGGAUCUCUCUUGAUUUCAUCAGACAGAAUCGCUGAAUCUACUGAAAAAUCAAUAGAAUUAGCACAGACAGAAAAGCUCGACAGUACGACCCUUUACUGCCCGAAGUGUGAGAUUCUCCAGAAAUGCGAUGCUUACUAAAACUCCUCAGUUGUUCCGUUACACCUCCCAAUACGACAAUACUUGCAGCAUUUCGUCAUGGUGGACAGCUCUGCGCCAAGUUUUUUUAUAAGCUGACAAAAGAAAACCAGGAGAGACCAUGAAACCAGUGAGGUGAAACUUUUAACGCGUAUAUUUGCUCUCACUUUAACUAAAGCUCUUAUGCCAUCCUACAGCAGAGACAGAUGGAAAUAUCGCUGUGACUAGAGGUACUUCGAAUCCCUUUUAAAUGGUUCAGUAUUUAUUUUAACACUCACCCCACUCUAACAAUCUGCCAUCGAAAAUCCCAUAUUCGCCCUCGUCUUGAUCCUGCAGCCACUUGAGGUGUAGCAAGAGUUUCGCUAAAAUCCCGGAAACUGUUUCUCGGAGGAGGUUAUCCAUAAGAUCCAAACGACAGUUCGCACCAUUAAGUAUGUGCUGCGCUGUAACAGAUGACUGACGUCGUCGAAUGACGUCGUAAAACAAAGGGCGAUCUGACGUAAGCAAUCAUGAUGGCAGCGAAAGGACACGUGGAGCGCAGGGGGAGGGAAAACAAAUGCAGAUCACUGCACUGGUGACAUAGACAUAGACGCCGAGGAUGGUGACAACACAACCGAAUUGGUUCGACCGUGUACGUGCGGGGAGAAAAAUGGUGUUUUCGCUGUGGGAAUAGAUGAUCCUUAGUCUGAAAGAAACACCACUGGUAUUUUACGUUUCAAGUAUUGAAAAACUGUUAUAAUUAUGUAGAUGUCGUGUUACCAAAUACAUUUUUUCUCUAUGA
This is a messenger RNA of Acanthoscelides obtectus, 2446 nucleotides long. Lineage: Eukaryota; Metazoa; Arthropoda; Insecta; Coleoptera; Chrysomelidae. The record is from the annotation of a GenBank genome assembly.